AUGGUGGUGAAGGCGAGACAUGCAGUGCAGGUGGUGAAGGCGAGACAUGCAGUGCAGGUGGUGAAGGCGAGACAUGCAGUGCAGGUGGUGAAGGCGAGACAUGCAGUGCAGGUGGUGAAGGCGAGACAUGCAGUGCAGGUGGUGAAGGCGAGACAUGCAGUGCAGGUGGUGAAGGCGAGACAUGCAGUGCAGGUGGUGAAGGCGAGACAUGCAGUGCAGGUGGUGAAGGCGAGACAUGCAGUGCAGGUGGUGAAGGCGAGACAUGCAGUGCAGGUGGUGAAGGCGAGACAUGCAGUGCAGGUGGUGAAGGCGAGACAUGCAGUGCAGGUGGUGAAGGCGAGACAUGCAGUGCAGGUGGUGAAGGCGAGACAUGCAGUGCAGGUGGUGAAGGCGAGACAUGCAGUGCAGGUGGUGAAGGCGAGACAUGCAGUGCAGGUGGUGAAGGCGAGACAUGCAGUGCAGGUGGUGAAGGCGAGACACGCAGUGCAGGUGGUGAAGGCGAGACACGCAGUGCAGGUGGUGAAGGCGAGACAUGCAGUGCAGGUGGUGAAGGCGAGGGUUGUUUAA
Closterium sp. Yama58-4 is the source of this 567-nucleotide messenger RNA. NCBI's taxonomy places the organism in Eukaryota, Viridiplantae, Streptophyta, Zygnematophyceae, Desmidiales, Closteriaceae. The record is from the annotation of a GenBank genome assembly.